Mesorhabditis spiculigera is the source of this 3720-nucleotide messenger RNA. The record is from the annotation of a GenBank genome assembly. Lineage: Eukaryota; Metazoa; Nematoda; Chromadorea; Rhabditida; Rhabditidae.
AUGGUCAAGGCGCAAAGCAUUCUCGACAAGUCGUUGAGCAAAGGCAAAGCUGAGGUUAAUUUAUCAACAUUCGCCGUUCUCUUCUCUGAAAUCAUCGCAUAUGUACAACAACGGGUGAAAACAACAGAUCAGCUUCAUGAUAAACUUGUCUCGCUGGGGAAGUCCGUCGGUAUUCGCAUGUUGGAUUUGAUUGUGUUGCGCGAGAAGGGUUACAAACGGGAAACACGCCUGUUAGGCAUGCUGAUGUUUCUAAAGAGCACCGUCUGGAAGAACCUUUUUGGUAAGGAGGCCGAUCGUCUGGAGCGGGCAAAUGAUGACCCACAUACAUAUCUAUUGAUCGAGAAGGAGCCUCUAGUAAAUGCCUACAUUUCACUUCCAAAAGAUAAGGCGCAUCUGAAUUGCGCGGCCUUCUCGGCGGGAAUUGUCGAAGCAAUGUUGGAGGCCUCGAAUUUCCCGUGCAAAGUCGGAGCACAUUGGCACGAGGGUGCGACAACGUAUCUCAUCAAAUUUGAAGAAUCUUUUGUGCCAAAAGAGAUUACGACGAUACCGGCUAAUCUUCAUAGUCAUCUGUUUCCACAUGUACCGAUCCCAUCCAGCUCGGCCGAUGUUAAUGCCGACCCUUUCUUAUCGUCCCUACAGCUACCAACUUUACGAGACUCGCGUCUUCUGCAACAUUUUGAGGCCCUUGCAAGGGAGCAAGUUGGUGAUUAUGUAAAGCUCAUGGACGAGAUGCUGACAUGGGACCUGGAGAAGUACUACCAACUGUUGCCGGGACAUCCUGGAAGUCGCUGGGCAUACCAAUAUCGCACGGGCUGGACCAGAUACGACCACCAAACUGGCAAGACGGAACAGGUUCCCUAUCCGCGCGAGCAGUGCUGCGUUUUCGAUCUGGAAGUGUCUGUGGCUGACGCUGAUCCGGGCCAAAUCCCGACCCUCGGCCUCGCCCUGUCCAACAAGGCGUGGUACUCCUGGUGCUCAGCGCGGCUCAUUAGGCUCGACUUUCCCUAUCCAAAAUACAUCACCAAGAAAAACUUGGUGCAGCUGUCCGGCGGUUCGGAGGACACGACAAAGCGGUUGAUCGUUGGUCACAAUAUCGGCUAUGAUAGGGCUCGCUCGCAGGAGCCGUAUUUGGAAAAGCGCACUGGAAUUCGCUAUAUGGACACGAUGUGUAUGGGAGUCUCGAUGUACGGCAUGGCUGAUCAUCAACAGGGUCUCUACAACAAAGACGACAUCGCAGAACCUACCUGGUCCCAAUUUAUGCGCAAGCCAAAGGAUCUGGGGGAAAUUAGAAAAGUCGAGGAUCAAUGGAGGCCAACGACGACGCGUGUCGCCUUAACGGAUCUGAGCAGAUUCCUCGUUAAUAAGCACCAGCAGAAGGACCAGUUGUCGGAGGCGAUUCGCUCUCUUUCGAAAUCCACGCGAAACGACUUUGUAAACUACGAUGUCACGCAUUUCCGGGAGGGGACUGGCAAUUUUGAGGUGUCGAUGGACUAUUGCGCGAAGGAUGUUCUCGCGACGGCGAAGAUCUUUCAGCUAAUGUGGCCCGUUUAUAAGGAAAUGUAUCCGUCUCCGAUCUCGACAUUUGGCUACCUCAAUAUGGGCGAUGCUCGACUUCCGAUCAAUAAAAAUUGGCCGCUCUUCUACAAAGAUGCCGAAGAUCAAGCGCGAACUCAGAAAACCGAGUCGUCCGCAGGUUACGUAGCAGCGGCGCGUGAACUCUACGACAGCGCCGAUGGAUCCGAUCUGUGGCUGUGGACUGAAGAUUGGGAUCAGAACAAAAAAGGAGUGCUGAAAUGGUUUGCGUCGAUUGUCGACAAGGCUGAGGACUGUGAAGCGGCGCUCGCCGGCAGAUGGGUGUCUACAGAUUGGUCACCAACAAGGACCCUGAUCUUUGGAAUGGCGGUUGGGCCCUAUCCCCUCUUCAACCAUCGUGAAUAUGGAUGGGGCUUUUUGGUGCCACCGCCGGAUUACCACGAUUUGUUCGACGAGCUUGAAGACAAGGACCAAACAGUCCGAAUUGGAUCCGAAACCCUCCGCAUGCCAUUGACUCGUAUACUGAAAGCCAUCGCGAAAUGGAGCCGCGACCAUAAGCCAGAAGACGUUGGAAAUCACCUGGAUCUGAAUGCAUUGACUAAAGACGAGAAGCUGUUGCAUCCGCUGAUCUUCUAUCAGUUACCAAGGAGCGAUGCUGCUGGGAAAAAGGUGACCAAGGUGUCGUCACCUUUUCAAAAAGCCUAUAGGCCGCUGCUGAUCAAUGGAACUAUUAGAGCUACAAGAUUUGAACAGGCCUUUCAAAAAGCCCUGCAAACCGUCCACACCACACAUUUUUGGGGCAAUUACAAGAAACGCUACAAGGACGAGAUCCAAGUAUGGAAUGAUGACGCGUGGGAGGCCGGAAAGAUGCCGGAAGGCGCCUUGGCCCCAGGAAUUCGCCCCGCCGGUACCGUAUCCCGCCGAGCCGUGCACAAUCUUUGGGUGACCCUGACCAACGUCAAGAGUGCGGCUGAAGACCGUAUCGGAACGCAUCUGAAAUCGAUGGUGCAGGCGCCGCUCGGAUAUUGUUUUGUUGGAGCUGAUGUCGAUUCCCAAGAACAAUGGCUGGCCGCGUUGUUUGGUGAUGCGAGUGAUGCUGCCGGAUUGGACGUGUCUGAGAGGCGUGCUGGUCGGACCCCUUUUUCCAAUAUGGCCCUAGCCGGUCAACGGUCCGAUAACAGCGACCUGCACUCGGUGGUCGCCAAAGAUUUGGGGAUUCCGAGAGACACGGCAAAGGUCCUAAACUACGCACGACUCUACGGCGCCGGGAAGGAAAAUGCGAAGGGUACUCUGAGGCAAAGUGGAAUCGAUGGUGAACGGGCCGACGAAUUGGCGACGGUUUUGCUGGAGACGACGAAAGGACGGCAAAUUCCAUUCCGUCGUCUGAAGCCGAUGCUGAUCCCGUUUUUCGAGCAGUACGCCAAGGAGAAAAACGUGCGAGAGGGAUUUCUUCGUGUCGGUGAUGGAAUGUAUCUGCCAGAGUAUGGGACCGAAGGUGACCUUACCUACAACUUCGAGCAGUGGAUCCAGGAACGACUACAGGCCCAAAAUUUGAAAUCAGCACAAUUGGGCGAGAAUGUUGUGCCCAGCCUCUAUUUGGAUUAUCCAACCACCGAGAAGUUUUUCGUCGGCGGCUACGAAUCGCCUACAUUCAACUUCUUGCUUGCAUCCGCGCGAGAAGACGUCAUGCGAACACCAGUUCUCAAAGCAACGCUUGGCGCGGGACUAGCCGUUCCGGAGACCUCAAGAGGUGUGGGCAGAAUCCUGUUUCGCGAUUCACUAAUGAGAAGUCGUCAGAAUUGGAUCGUCCAAUCGUCAGCCGUCGAUUUUUUGCAUUUAUUGCUGCUGAGUAUGGAGUGGCUGUGCUCUACCUACAAGAUCGACGCCCGGUUUAUGAUUUCAAUUCAUGACGAGGUCCGAUACGUUUGCCACCAAGAGGACGCGGCGCGUUGUGCCUUGGCCCUGAUGCUAAGCAACAUGUACGUACGGGCCACAAUCUCUGACGUGCUCGGCAUCCCGCAAUUGCCCUUGAACAUUGCCUUCUUCUCGCAAGUCGACGUAGACACGGUGCUUCGGAAGGAGGUCAAGACGGUCUGCCGAAAUCCUGAUGGUGGCUCGCCGCCGGACGGUGAAGCCUGGGAUAUUGCCGAAGUGCUGCGGAGGACCGGUGGACGUCUCGAUAAGCAG